AUGGCCAGUGACCAUCAGCCCAUCAUGUCCUUCAGGCCCAUCCUUUGUGUAGGAUCUUCAGCAAAAGACAUGGUUAUAAAUUGCAAUCUAGGUGGCCCACGGACACGCCGAAAGAAAACGGACGGUAGGAUGUUCGACGAGCCAAUGUCCCCUAGAGUAGGAUGCAUGGGCCAGAUCAAGAGAGAGAAGGGGGACCUCUCAGGAACCAAAGGCAACAAAUUCUACAAGCUCAAGAAGAUCUUAUCUGGGAAGACUUUUAGUCAAGAGUUCAGCGCGAAAUUCAACGGCCAUUACCGCCUCGUUAGCAUCAUUGACAUGGAUCCACCAUUGCCGGUCCCUAAACAUGCCAUCAGCAGCGGUUCUGAUCCUGUUAGCCUUUGGAUGAGGAGACGUGGCCGCCCAUUGAAGUGUCUCCAAAUCCAACAUCAGCAUCGCCAACGAUCUCAGACGUCCAACUAA
Molecule: messenger RNA, 459 nt
Organism: Magnolia sinica
Lineage: Eukaryota; Viridiplantae; Streptophyta; Magnoliopsida; Magnoliales; Magnoliaceae
Exons: 1
Coding region: 1-459 (152 amino acids)
Source: RefSeq, a predicted model, not a curated record